Messenger RNA from Aspergillus puulaauensis, 1827 nucleotides. RefSeq lists its product as uncharacterized. Gene Ontology annotation, biological process: L-leucine biosynthetic process. Gene Ontology annotation, molecular function: 2-isopropylmalate synthase activity. The record is from RefSeq and is a predicted model, not a curated record. The transcript is spliced from 2 exons. Gene Ontology annotation, cellular component: mitochondrion. NCBI's taxonomy places the organism in Eukaryota, Fungi, Ascomycota, Eurotiomycetes, Eurotiales, Aspergillaceae. The coding region runs from base 1 to 1827 and encodes 608 amino acids.
AUGGACGGCGCUGCCAAACUGCGCUACUUCCACUUCCUCCUUGAGCUGGGCUACAAGGAAAUUGAGAUUUCGUACCCAUCGGCGUCACAGACCGAAUAUGACUUUACGCGGCACCUCAUCACCACCGGAGCAAUCCCCGACGACGUGACCAUCCAGGUGAUGGCGCCCUGUCGAGAGGACCUAAUCCGGACCACCAUAGAGUCUGUCCGCGGUGCGAAGAGCGCCAUCAUUCACCUCCACGUUUCAACCUCGGACUGUUUCCGCGAGGUGGUAUUCAACCUCACUGAGAAUGAGAUGGUUGAUCUGGCCGUACGGUGUGCGAAAACGACCAGAGCCUUGACAAAGGAUAGUCCUGAUCCUGAAAUGGCAAAGACAGAAUGGACUCUAGAGUUCACGCCGGAAAACUUCCAGGACACAUCGGUAUACUUCGGACUGUCAAUCUGCGAGGCAGUCAAAGCUGCCUGGGAACCGACGGUGCAGCACCCGAUCAUCUUCAAUCUCACAUCGACGGUGGAGGUGGCCAUGCCGAACUUGUUCGCGGACCAGGUCGAGUUCUUCUGCGAUCACAUCACCGAGCGGGACAAGGUGUGCGUCUCGCUCCAUAACCACAAUGACCGGGGAUGUGCAGUGGCAACGGCAGAGCUCUCCCAACUCGCUGGAGCAGAUCGAGUCGAGGGAUGUCUGUUUGGGAACGGCGAGCGUACAGGCAACGUGGACCUAGUCACUCUCGCAUUGAACCUCUACACACAGGGUGUCCAUCCAGGAAUCAAAUUCGGAGAUAUAAACGCGGUCGUCAACCUAGUGGAAGAGCUGACGAAGAUCCCCGUGCAUUACCGAGCCCCAUACGCAGGCAAAUUCGUCUUCUGUACAUUCACAGGAACACACCAAGACGCCAUUCGCAAGGGAUACAAGAACCGGGCCUCGAUUGAGCGGAAUCUCGGCCGCUCCCCAAAAUGGCGCAUUCCCUUCUUACCCAUGGACCCAGUCGAUCUAGGCAGGAAGCACGAAGCUGUCAUCCGCAUCAACGCACAGAGUGGAAAGGGCGGGAUAGCGUGGUACGUCAACGAUGUCUUCCAGAUCGACCUGCCGCGCGAGCUGGAAAUCGACUUUACGAAGAUGGUUAAAGCGUACGCUAAUGUGAAUGGGCUGGAGAUUACACAUGAGAUGAUUGAAGAGCUGUUCCGAGAUAGGUAUAUGCUCUCUGCCAAUGUGGCUGAGAUAGAUCUUCUCAGUCGUACUCUGCUUGAGCAAAGAAACGGGGAUAAGUUGGAACUUCGCCAGAAUUAUACCAAUGGCUCUACUAAUGGCCACACCAAUGGAGAUGAUCACAAUGCAAACGGCUACAUAGGCGGUCCUGUUCGCCUACCUGGAAGUGGCCCUGCGAAUGGCACUAAUGGACACCUUAAUGGAAAUACCAACGGUAACGGCAACGGACAUGCGAAUGGAAAGACAAGCGGCCAUGGUGGAGAUACCCCUGGUCUCAUUGAGUCUUUAGAGUCAAAGAUUCUCGUCGCAAAUGAUCAAGACAUUCACGAAUUCGGCGCUGAUUCAGGAUCAAGCAUUAACCGUGCUUUCAAAGAAGUUGGAUUUAAUGUUGAAUUCCUCGAUUACACCGUCCAGACUAUCGAAAAGGCUGAGGAACUGGCUGGCCAUUCCUACGAGUAUGCGAGUUUCGUCAAGGUCGCUCCAGAGGGAGGAACAACGGCGCUUUGGGGAGUUGCUAUAAACGAGCGCCCUAUCUCGGCAUCGAUUCAAGCUGUCCUCGCCGCAUUGGUGAAGCUCAAGAUUCGUGGCACGAUACGUGAAGAAGCCGAGACAUCAGGCUGA